GUACGUACAAACAAUGUUGACAAAAAUUUACUUAUUCAAAGUGAAGAAAAUCUAAGUCAACUCAAUAUUUACACCAUAAAAAAGACCAGCCAAUACAAAAAUUGAGUACUAGAAAUGAAAAUAUUUGUGUGGUUUGUAUUAACGGUCAUAAACCAACCGGUGCACAUAGAUGUGACUUAUGCAAGAAAGCUGUGCACAUAAUAGACGGAUGUUCUUAUAAUAUACUUGGGGAAGAAGAAGGAUUUGAUGAGAAACGGAUUUGUCACCAAUGUAAGAACAAGUCUUUCAAUCAAACGAGAAUUGAACUAAACGCAGAAGAAAACUAGAGAAGAGAGACAGAAAAAAAUAAAAAGAGAUCAAAUUAUUUACAAAAAGAUCCAACAAUAUUGUUAUAUAAUGAUUCCAGCAAAACAAAAUCUCCUGUAAUUGGAAUCCUUAAAAAUGGAAACCGCUCAAAUCUCAAAAGUAUCCAGAUUGAUGCUUAUAAUCAAAGCUAUUAAAGAUGGAAUUAAUGUACAGACAUACCGAAAACGGUCAAUAAUAUUGAAGGAAAUAUGUAGCCUGAAAGAACUUCCAGAGCAGUUGAUCUGCAUACAAGCUGACACCACCAUUGAAGUCAUGGCGAGAAAUUUAUUAGAAACUUGGCCAUCUCGUGUGGUCACCCAGAAUUGUAUCAGUUGUCCACGUCAGCAAAUUAACCAGCAGCCAAUUCUAAUAAAUGUAAAUGAUAUUCAGAAUCUAAACGUGCUGUUGAUGACUGACGGAAAUGUGAACAAAUGUUACCAAUGUAAUCGUCGUUUGGUUAAUCCAUACAAGUACGGAGAACACAUUUUAAUAAUGACCACGCCCAACAUAGACUUUGAAAAAAUUCCUGUCACCGACAUCCAAAAUGUUGAGCUAAUUCAAGACCAAAAUGCUUAUGUUUCAGGAAUACAAAUAAAAUUAAAAGAUAUUCCAGCUUUUAUGACAAUUAAACGUCAAAUUUACAAGCUUCGUGGGGUCGUACAUUUAUUAAAACCAACACAUAUAACUGUGAAUAGUAUUGGUCAUUUUACUUCAUAUUGUUAUCGAGAAGGAUUAAACAAAUGGGAAUUGUAUGAUGAUUAUAACGAUAUCCCACAAAAAUGUAAAGGCACUAUAGUUGUUAAUGCAGAAAUGAUUAUUUAUACUAUUUAA
This is a messenger RNA of Sipha flava (yellow sugarcane aphid), 1176 nucleotides long. RefSeq lists its product as uncharacterized. The record is from RefSeq and is a predicted model, not a curated record. NCBI's taxonomy places the organism in Eukaryota, Metazoa, Arthropoda, Insecta, Hemiptera, Aphididae. The coding region runs from base 442 to 1176 and encodes 244 amino acids. The transcript has 3 exons.